This is a messenger RNA of Striga asiatica, 639 nucleotides long. The record is from the annotation of a GenBank genome assembly. Lineage: Eukaryota; Viridiplantae; Streptophyta; Magnoliopsida; Lamiales; Orobanchaceae.
ACCACAGCUCGGUCGAUAUCAGCCCUAGAGCAGCCGUACACCACACGACUCUUAGCCACCCCGCCAUGGUUGUUCGGAGGUUUCUCCACAAUGAUCGUCGAUGGUCGCAGCUCACAGCCCAGACUGCACCAGCGUAGUGCUUGGGCUGUGAACCAGCAUGGCGAGGGUCUUGUUCCAAGAGUCGUUCAGCUAGCAUGGCUAGCAAGAGGACAAGGUUUUGAAACAAGAGGUCGGGAGAAUUCGGGGAGUCGCUGCGAGAUCUAUUAUUUUUCCGAAGAAAGGAUGGGGAGACCUGGCAAGGUGUUUUGCGCCAUAGUUAUUUCCAAAGCGAGAAGGGAAGGAUUCGGCUAUUUACCGAGGUAUUGGGAGAUCCCGACGAAGGCUUUGGCAUUUUAUAGCAAGAGUUUGGAGGCGCCGAUGAGGAUUCUGCGCCCCAUAUGUUUAUCAUUUUUCGACGAGAAGUUUACCACAGCCAUCCACACGAAAAAUUUAACAUUCGAGGAAAGUAGUCGAUUGGCUAAGGGUUGGGCUCGUGUAGAUCGGAUGACCUCACGCCAAGUCGAGGUCGCUUUGGCACUCGCAAAUUCGAAAGUCGAGGUCGCUUUGGCACUCACUUAUUUGCCUAGAGGGUGCGGAUGA